Messenger RNA from Drosophila obscura, 2046 nucleotides. It is a transcript of the gene tank, whose product is annotated as etoposide-induced protein 2.4 homolog. The record is from RefSeq and is a predicted model, not a curated record. Gene Ontology annotation, cellular component: endoplasmic reticulum. Lineage: Eukaryota; Metazoa; Arthropoda; Insecta; Diptera; Drosophilidae. The transcript is spliced from 5 exons. Bases 157 to 1650 code for a protein of 497 amino acids. Gene Ontology annotation, biological process: macroautophagy.
UUAUCGGUAAACACCAUGCAAAACAAAACAAGUUAAUAUUAAAUAUCCAGCACAAAGUUCAAUGUUUUUAAAGUCUACGCGAGAUAUUGGAUCACCAUAGCGAUAAGAACUAGUGCUUUGUAGACUGAUCACAGACACAGACGCGACGCCCGUGAGAUGGCUGCGAUUAAGAACAUCGCGUACGGCAUACUGUACGGGCUGUGGGACAGCAUACGUGGCAUGACCCUCGUCCUGCACAUUGACAACGAGGUGAAUCGCCAAAAUGCAGAGCAGGAAAUGCGACAAAUGCGCAGAACGGAUAAGGAUCGCUAUGAGCGGGCGCGUAGGUCGCCAUCGCCUGUGCCCAGCUCUGCGGCGGCCAUGAUUCGCGAGGAGUACGCCAAGCGGGCCGAGGAGAACUCCGAUGAGCGGAGUCUGCAGAAGAUCCUAAACCAGAAACCCGCCGCCGAGAAGGAGAAACAGCCGCAGGGCGAGAAGAAGAUUGCCAAGAAGCUCUUCAAAUGCUGCAUGCUCAACGGCGGCUUCACCUGGCUGAGCAUCGAGCUCUUCGAGUCGGCGCUGCUGCCCACGCUGAAGUUCUGCCUGACCAUCUUCUAUGGCGACCAGUCGGAGACACUGCCCGUGGUUUGGGCCUGGCUGCAUCCGAUACUGUCGCUGCUCUUUGGCAUGAUGUGGGUGCUGCCCAUAUUUAUGCUCUCGAAGAUUGUCAGCUCGCUGUGGUUCGCGGACAUUGCCAAUGCGGCGUAUCGCGUGCGUAAGGGUCGGCCACAGCUGAUACCGGGCAUCAGCAAACUGGUGGCCGAUUUCCUCUUCAGCAUGGUCGUGCAGAUGCUGUUCCUGGUGCAGAGUAUGCUGGUGAAUCUGGUGCCGGUGAAGUAUGUUGGCUCCUCGCUCUGCUUUGUGCACCUGUGCCUGCUGUAUUCGCUGUACUCGUUUGAGUACAAGUGGUUCAACAUGGGAUGGGAGCUGCAUCGACGCCUCACCUACAUUGAGAAGAACUGGCCGUACUUUUUCGGCUUUGGCAUACCGCUGACAGUGCUCACGAAUCUGUCCAAUUCGGUGAUUGUAAGCAGCUGCAUCUUCUCCAUAUUUUUCCCCCUCUUCAUACUCAGUGGCAACGAGGCCCAGCCCAUGGUGGACACCACUGAGAUCUCGCUGCGUCUCUUCUCGCCGGUCGUCUUCAUAUCGAACCUCUGCUUCGGCGGCAAUCCGUGGAGCAAGGCCAACCGGCUCAGUGCCAUGCAGCGUCAGCAGUACGAACUGCAGCAGCGCCAGCGCCUACUCCAGCGCGAGGAGCAGCUGCUGAAGCAGCGCAAGCAGCAGUACAUGGAACAGCAGCGCAUGCAAAUGCGUCGCGAAAGGUCGCACUCGCGUUCGCAAACGCCGCAAUUGGCGCCGGGCACGGGGCCACCGUAUAGAUACGCCCAGGCGCCGGUGUUUGAUGCCGCCCGAGUGCGAGACUCCUCCGCCUCGUCGACGCACAGCUCGACAUCGCCGAGCAUCAGCAGCUACCGCCCUCCGCCGUACUAUAGCAGUUCGCUGCGCGGCGCCACACCGCUGGUGCCCACACCCGUGCCUGGUGCACCCCAAGCACCGCUUACCCCGCCCGUCAUUCGACAGGAGACGGGGCCAGAUGACUGGAAUUUGUGAGAUUUAUGCAUAUACAACUCCUAGGCUUAUAGGCUUUAUAUACAUUAUAUAUUAAUUAAUUGGAUCGAUGUGCGUGAGUGUCGUCUUUGUGGACUGUGUCGUGUAAGUGUAAUAACUAUAACUAAAUAUAUAACUAGGGUCUAUGAAUAAUGACAAAUGUUCGCUAGUCGACGCCGCGGGCCCAUCCCUUCGACUGGGGGCAUCACUAUAUCUAUAUAGCUAUGUAAAUGCGGUUCGCUGCAAACUGCUGCAUAAUUUGUUUAGAUUUCGAUUUUUAUUUUUAGGUCGCGUUUUCGCUUUGAUAAUUUCUUGUAGGGCGCACUCUACAAACAAAUUACUUUCGUUUAUUUUUAAUUAUCAAUCAAAACUAAAAAAUAAAAACAUUUUGUACUUUUG